GGAGGCGAGUGUGAGGUUGGGAGCGGCUGGACCACGAACUGGGCUUGCAAGGGGAGUUUUCAAGGAGCUUAUCUGCUGGACACGAUCCUCACCCACCUACCCAUUCUGCAGGAGGCCCAGAACAUUACGCAUCAUGACACUAGCUGCAUAUAAAGAAAAAAUGAAGGAGCUCCCCCUGGUGUCUCUCUUCUGCUCGUGCUUCCUCUCAGAUCACUUAAACAAACCGUCUUACAAAUAUGAAGACACUGUAGAUCUCACCUGGUGUGUCAUUUCUGACAUGGAGGUCAUCGAACUCAACAAGCGUACCUCGGGCCAGUCCUUUGAAGUCAUCCUCAAGCCACCGUCCUUUGAUGGAAUCCCCGAAUUCAAUGCCUCCCUGCCCCGACGACGUGACCCUUCACUGGAGGAGAUCCAGAAGAAGCUGGAGGCUGCUGAGGAGCGGCGUAAGUACCAGGAAGCGGAACUCCUAAAGCACCUGGCGGGAAAGCGGGAGCAUGAGCGGGAAGUCAUCCAGAAAGCCAUUGAAGAGAACAACAAUUUCAUCAAGAUGGCCAAGGAGAGGCUGAUCCAGAAAAUGGAAUCCAACAAGGAGAACCGAGAGGCCCAUUUAGCUGCUAUGUUGGAACGCCUGCAGGAGAAGGACAAACAUGCUGAGGAGGUUCGGAAGAACAAGGAACUAAAGGAAGAGGCCUCAAGGUACUGUGAGCCUGGUGUUGCUUAA
Molecule: messenger RNA, 721 nt
Organism: Gekko japonicus
Lineage: Eukaryota; Metazoa; Chordata; Lepidosauria; Squamata; Gekkonidae
Gene: STMN4
Product: stathmin 4
Exons: 7
Coding region: 134-721 (195 amino acids)
Biological process (GO): microtubule depolymerization; regulation of microtubule polymerization or depolymerization; neuron projection development
Cellular component (GO): cytoplasm; neuron projection
Molecular function (GO): tubulin binding
Source: RefSeq, a predicted model, not a curated record